Messenger RNA from Closterium sp. NIES-67, 2589 nucleotides. The record is from the annotation of a GenBank genome assembly. Lineage: Eukaryota; Viridiplantae; Streptophyta; Zygnematophyceae; Desmidiales; Closteriaceae.
AGGACAGUGAGCUUCCUGAGAUAUGAAGUGAGCGAGGGACGGUUGUGCAUUCAAGCCGCCAAUUUGGCCGUGCUGGAUAAGCUGGGAACACCGAAGGACAAGUCAGCCCUCAGAGCCUUGCUUGGCUUCGUGAACUACUGUCACAAAUUCGUACCGAAAUUCAGCCAUUGGGCAAGCACACUGCAUCAGCUCUUGCGAGAAGGUCAACAGUAGCAAUGGGGAGCCGAGGAGGAGGCAGCCAGGAGAGAUUUGCUGGAAGCGGUGAAGGCAGGCACACUGCUGCAGAUCCCGCAGAAGGGCGCACCCUUUGUUCUGUACACUGACUGGAGCCGCUUGGGACUGGGGGCAGUGCUAUGCCAGAACAUUCAGGGAGAGGAGCGGGUAGUGGCCUACGCAAGACGGAGCUGCAGCGCCACAGAGGCAAACUACAGCUCCUAUGAAGGGAAAGGCUUGGCCGCUAUCUGGGGAGUGACCCAUUCCCGAGUCUACUUGCAGAGAGGCCACUUCACUCUGAUCACCGACCACCAGCCACUGCAGUGGCUGAUGAAGAACCAACUGCUGACAGGACGGAACGCCCGCUGGGCUAUGAGGCUACAGGAGCAUGACUUUGAAAUCCAGCAUUGGCCUGGAAAAACGCUGCAGCAACCCGCCCCCACUGCUGAAGCCGCAGCUGGCAACAAUGGCAUAGGCAGGGGCUACCACAAGCAAGAGCCUGGCGCAAGAAAGGAGGGAAGAAGACAUCUAGCAGGACGAGGAAGCAAUGCUGUGGCUACAAGGGGAACAGAUCUGUGACAAGGAGGUCUUGCCAAGAGCAAGGGUGAGGGGGGAGCACUACCUCUGGCAGGCAGAGCAGUUGCAGAUGAGAACCAUGGAAGGUUGGAAGGUGGUGCCUGAACCAGGCAAGAGGGAGGGCAUUUUAGAUCGGGUGCAUUGGCAGCUCGGGCAUUACGGGGGAGCACGCACCAGGCAGCUGCUAAGCACAACAUACUGGUGGGCCGGGAUGCAGAGGGAUGUGGCAGCGUGGGUGGCGGCAUGUCAGCCAUGCCAGAGGAACAAAGCAAGUCUGGAGAUAUGCAGAGAGGAAUUGCAGUCACUGCCUAUCAGGGGGUUGGGACACCGGUGGUCGCUGGACCUGGCGGGGGAACUGCCCUUGUUGCGAAAGGGGAAGCAAUACAUCGUGGUCAUGAUCGAGAAUACAAGCAAGUGGGUGGAAGCCACGGCACUCGCCAGCAAGAGCAGUGCUCAUAUCAGUGAAGCAUUUGUGGAGCAGGUGUUGAGUUGAUUUGGGGCAUGCGGAGAAGUGUUGACCGAUCAAGCGAUGGAGUUCCAAGGGGCUUUUGAAGAGCUACUCAAGCGGAUCGGCAUCACGCACAGGUUGACAUCCAGGUACCACCUGCAGUCAGAUGGGCUGGCAGAGAGGCUGAUUCAAACCUUGAAAUGGGGGCUGCGGGCCUACAGUGAGCAGCACAAGAGGGACUGGGAUCAAGAACUGCCAUAGGUGCUGGCCAGUUACAGGUUUGCGCAGCAGGUAGCACUGAAGGAUCUGUCGCCAUACUAUCUGCUCUACGGCCGUGACCCUGUGCUACCCGUAGACGCGCCGAAGCUGUUAUCGGCGGUGGUGACUGCAAGAACGCCUGAGAACUGGGCGGCCAUCGCCGACCGCCGAGCGGCAUACCUGAGGGAACUCAUGCCGGCGGCGCUGGAAAACCUGCAAGUGGCCCAGCUGUGCGACGCACGUCGAUAUGAGCAGUGGAAGAGAGGGCCAGACGCCCCUCAAAAGAGGAGGGUGACCGAGGGGGGAGAGUUGUUCUUGCGGCGGGCCAAGGGCGAUACGCUGGACAUGGCAGUGGGACCAGAGCGCUGGAAGGUGAAGGAGUUGCGCCCUUCGGGAGUCCUAGGGCUUGAGGGUGCAGAGGGUGUGCUGACACGGGAGCACAUUACCAAUGUGGCAGCGGUGGGUACAGCAGCAGUGCAAGGGCAAGCUGGAGGUCCCGUGACGCACGCAGCAGCAGCUCGUGCUCGGGCACGGGAGGGGGCAGAGUAGCUUGCUGCCGAUGGGUUACCUGUCAGGCUGGGCAGCAGCCAGAAGAGCAAACAAAGAGAGAGUGAGCUCAGGGCAAGCCAGGAGAAGCAGAAAUGAGGUGAUGGUGAGAUGAGCGAGGAGGGUGGAAGGGAAUCACAACAGCUGUCGCGCUAGCAAGCAGAAUUCACUGUAGUGGCUAGCACAGCAGCUAAGGGACUGGAGGUGUGUCGUGGAGAGAAUGAUAACGAAUGGUAAAGGACAGUGUACUAGUGUAGCAGGUUGAGCAAUAUCGUAUGCAGGCAAGUUGGUGGGAGCAGUUCGAGGUGGGACCAGUGGAUCGUCAUCUGAGGACAAGAUGCGUCAUGAGGGGAUCAGCCCAGCGGGCUCGGGGGCAAGUUACCCCUCCCUCGGGCUUUUCUGCAUGUUCCACGUGGAUCGUAUAGGAUGGUUCGGGUAGGUGGGAGGCAAGCCCAGAGUUCAGGAGAUGGGAUAUAAAUAGUUUGUACUCUACGUACUCUCUUGCUUUUUACUUGUUUGCUUCUAUCAUAGUGCAAUUGUUCCAUGCU